This is a messenger RNA of Anisakis simplex (herring worm), 780 nucleotides long. The record is from the annotation of a GenBank genome assembly. Lineage: Eukaryota; Metazoa; Nematoda; Chromadorea; Rhabditida; Anisakidae.
CUGAACACGUUUGCCGCAAUGAUACUGAAGUGUUGUAAACGAUGUGCGGGUCGUCCGUCGAAAGUGACGCAUAUCGAUCUGAUUCUGAUCGCCAGUGGAUGCGGCUCAUUCCUGAUGGCAUCCGGUGCCUACGUAUUCCAUCGAUAUGAACGAUGGACCUAUUUUGACAGCUUGUAUUACUGCUUUACAACUUUAACCACUAUUGGUUUUGGCGAUUUUGUGGCUCUGCAAAAGGACGGCGCACUGCAGAGUACACCCGAAUACGUGGUGUUCGCAUUGGUUUUCAUACUGUUCGGUUUGACUGUGGUAUCGGCGGCGAUGAAUCUGCUGGUGCUCAGGUUUUUGACGAUGAAUACCGAGGAUGAGAAGCGAGACGAGCAGGAGGCCCAGUUGGCGGCUAGAGGCCUUGUACGAGUGACCCCGUUGGGUCGUACGUCGGCCAAAGGCACCUCGUCACGUCCGCUGCUGUAUAGCCGGCCGUACAGUCCGGAUAGUGAUUCGUUUUUGGAGUUCGAUGAUCGAGGGCCACGCGCCGGAGCUGCUGGGGCUGGGGCUGGGGCUGGUGGGGGGACGCCUGGUGGAGGAGUGNAAUUCCGCUGUUUCAGGUAUUCGGUACGGAAUCGACCGAUCAGCUCCGUAGCCCAUCUGGUGCAUUCUGGCACCCAGUCACCCACGCAAGCGUUUACGACCAGACGUGACAAUCAACUGGAUCGUGGCGGCUUACCCUCAGAUGCCUCGGACGAUCAGCAAUCCGCUGCCUGGCGAAAUACAGCGUGCUAG